AUGGAGGUGAAUCAGAUGCAGAGGAGUUUCCUUGAAUACACUGCUGCUUUAUUUCGGGAGGGAUUCUUGGAUAGUCAAUUUAGUCAGCUGCAUCAACUUCAAGAUGAGAGCAACCCAGAAUUUGUGGUUGAAGUCGUGUCUCUCUUCUUUGAGGAUUCUGAAAGGCUUAUCAAUGAUCUUUCCAGCGCUCUGGAUCAGCCUAAUGUGGAUUUUAAAAAGAUUGAUGCUCAUGUUCAUCAACUGAAAGGAAGCAGCUCCAGCAUUGGUGCUCAGAGGGUAAAAGAUUCUUGCAUUUCUUUUCGCAAUUCCUGCGAAGCGCAAAAUACUGAAGGGUGCUUGAAAUGCUUGCAACAAGUUAAACAAGAGUAUCUGCUAAUCAAGAACAAGCUUGAAGCUCUGUUUCAGUUGGAGAAACGGAUUGUGGCAGCUGGUGGAUCAAUUAACAUGGUGGAAUGGAUAAACUAA
This is a messenger RNA of Fraxinus pennsylvanica, 465 nucleotides long. The record is from the annotation of a GenBank genome assembly. Lineage: Eukaryota; Viridiplantae; Streptophyta; Magnoliopsida; Lamiales; Oleaceae.